CCCUUUUCUAAUGGUAUCUGCCCUCAUUUCAGGCCAUGUUUGACUGGCUGGAUAACGCUGUGAUUAAGCUGUGCAACAUGUCUCCUGUGGGCACCGACCUCAACACGGUUAAGGAGCAAAUGAAUGAGAUGAAGGAGUUUAAAAUGGAAGUUUACCAGCAGCAGAUUGAGAUGGAAAAGCUUAAUCACCAAGGUGAACUGAUGCUAAAAAAAGCUACAGAUGAGACAGACAGAGACAUCAUAAAGGAGCCACUGACAGAGCUGAAACAUCUCUGGGAGAAUUUGGGUGAGAAGAUUGCUCACAGACAGCACAAGCUCGAAGCCGCCCUCCUGGCCCUCGGUCAGUUCCAGCACGCGCUGGCAGAGCUGAUGGCCUGGCUGACCCACACCGAGGAGCUGCUCGAUGCGCAGAAGCCCAUCAACGGAGACCCAAAAGUCAUCGAGGUUGAACUCGCAAAGCACCACGUGCUGAAGAAUGAUGUCCUGGCCCACCAAGCAACUGUGGAGACAGUGAACAGAGCGGGCAAUGAGCUCCUGGAAUCGAGCGCAGGGGACGACGCCAGCAGCCUUCGGAACCGCCUGGAGGGGCUGAACGCGUGCUGGGAGGCGGUGCUGCAGAAGACAGAGGAGAGGGAGCAGCAGCUGCAGUCCACUCUGCAGCAGGCCCAGGGUUUCCAUGGUGAGAUUGAAGACUUCCUCCUGUGGCUAACGAGAAUGGAGAGCCAAUUGUCUGCAUCGAAACCCACAGGAGGGCUGCCAGAAACUGCCCGGGAACAGCUCAAUGCCCACAUGGAGCUGUACGGGCAGCUGAAGGCACAGGAGGACGUGUACAGCCAGCUGCUGGCCAAGGGGCGGCUGAUGCUGCUGAACCGCGACGACUCGAGCGCAGGCUCCAAGACGGAGCAGAGCGUCGCGCUGCUGGAGCAGAAGUGGUGUCUGGUCAGCACCAAGAUGGAGGAGAGAAAGGCAAAGCUGGAGGAGGCUCUCGCCCUGGCCACGGACUUCCAGAACUCCCUCCAGGACUUCAUCAACUGGCUGACGCUGGCCGAGCAGAGCCUGAACAUCGUGCCUCCACCCAGCCUCAUCCUCAACGCCGUGCUGGCCCAGAUUGAUGAACACAAGGUGUUCGCCAAUGAAGUGAACGCCCAUCGGGAUCGCAUCAUCGAGCUGGACCAAACGGGGAACCAGCUGAAGUUCCUCAGUCAAAAGCAGGACGUGGUGCUGAUCAAGAACCUGCUGGUGAGCGUCCAGUCCCGCUGGGAGAAGGUGGUGCAGCGCUCGGUGGAGCGGGGCCGGGCUCUGGAUGACGCCAGGAAGCGAGCCAAGCAGUUCCACGAAGCUUGGAAGAAACUGAUUGAUUGGCUGGAGGAUGCAGAGAAUCACCUGGACUCUGAGUUGGAGAUUUCCAACGAUCCUGACAAAAUCAAGCUCCAGCUCUCCAAACACAAGGAGUUCCAGAAGACACUGGGUGGGAAGCAGCCUGUCUACGACACCACUAUCAGGACAGGCAGAGCUCUCAAGGAAAAAGCUUUGCUUCCAGACGACACUCAAAAGCUGGACAACUUACUGGGAGAAGUCCGGGAUAAAUGGGACACCGUGUGCGGCAAAUCUGUGGAAAGGCAGCACAAGCUGGAAGAAGCCCUCCUGUUCUCUGGGCAGUUCAUGGAUGCGCUGCAGGCCUUGGUGGACUGGCUGUACAAGGUGGAGCCUCAGCUGGCUGAAGAUCAGCCCGUCCAUGGUGACCUGGACCUGGUCAUGAACCUGAUGGACGCUCACAAGGUCUUCCAGAAGGAGCUGGGGAAGCGCACUGGGACGGUGCAGGUGCUGAAGCGCUCCGGCCGGGAGCUGAUUGAGAACAGCCGGGAUGACACCACGUGGGUGAAAGUACAGCUGCAGGAGCUGAGCAACCGCUGGGACACGGUGUGCAAGCUGUCAGUGUCCAAACAGAGCCGCCUGGAGCAGGCCUUGAAGCAGGCGGAGGAGUUCCGGACGGCCGUGCACAUGCUGCUGGAGUGGCUCUCGGAGGCUGAGCAGUCCCUGCGCUUUCGGGGAGCACUUCCUGAUGAUGCCGAAGCGCUGCAGUCCCUCAUUGAUGUGCACAAGGAAUUCAUGAAGAAAGUGGAGGAGAAAAGGGUGGAUGUGAAUGCGGCAGUGGGAAUGGGAGAGGUCAUUCUGUCUGCCUGCCAUCCUGACUGCAUCACCACCAUCAAGCACUGGAUCACCAUCAUCCGCGCCAGGUUUGAGGAGGUCCUCACGUGGGCCAAGCAGCACCAGCAGAGGUUGGAGGCUGCACUCUCAGAGCUGGUGGCGAAUGCAGAGCUUCUGGAGGAGCUCCUGGCCUGGAUCCAGUGGGCUGAGACCACCCUGAUCCAGAGGGAUCAGGAGCCGGCACCGCAGAACAUCGAUCAGGUCAAAGCCCUCAUCGCUGAGCACCAGUCCUUCAUGGAGGAGAUGACAAGGAAACAGCCAGACGUGGACCGGGUCACCAAGACCUACAAGAGGAAAGCGACGGAACCGCCCCAUGGAGCCCUCAUUGACAAGUCCCGCAGCAACAGAAAAUCCCUGACCCAGGCCGCCCCUCCCACCAUGCCCAUCAUCUCCCAGUCGGAAACCAAGAACCCCCGCAUCAACCAGCUCUCGGCCCGCUGGCAGCAGGUCUGGCUGCUGGCCCUGGAGCGCCAGCGGAAGCUGAACGAUGCCCUGGACCGACUGGAGGAGCUGAAGGAGUUUGCAAACUUCGACUUCGAUGUCUGGCGGAAGAAAUACAUGCGCUGGAUGAACCACAAGAAGUCCCGCGUGAUGGACUUCUUCCGGCGCAUCGACAAGGACCAGGACGGGAAGAUCACCAGGCAGGAGUUCAUCGAUGGCAUCCUGGCCUCCAAAUUCCCCACCACGAAGCUGGAGAUGACGGCUGUGGCCGAUAUCUUUGACCGUGACGGUGACGGUUACAUCGACUACUACGAGUUUGUGGCUGCUCUCCAUCCCAACAAGGACGCGUACCGCCCGACCACCGACGCGGACAAAAUUGAGGAUGAGGUCACCAGGCAAGUGGCUCAGUGCAAGUGUGCCAAGAGGUUCCAAGUGGAGCAGAUCGGCGAGAACAAAUACCGGUUCUUCCUCGGCAACCAGGUACAGUUUGCCUUGCGAUGCUCUCACUUCUUGUUAGUGGUUGUAGCUCGUGUGUCCAUGGUGCUUUGUCCUUUGGGAGGAUGCAAUCUGUAGAGUGCUGCUUGGAGAGCCUGUCCCACUGCCGCGCAGAGCCUGGUACAGAGGAGCGCCAUCCAAAACAAACUGGGCAGAAAGAGGGGAAAAGAUCAGUGGGAGAAAUCAGGAAUUGACUGAAAGGGGGAGAUUUCGGUCUCCUCGCUCCUUCCUCAGUGCCCUGGGAUGUCAGUGGGCUGGGGGACAAACUCGUGGGGUGACACAUGAGGGCUGUACCAGGCUCUGCACUCGGGUCACCGUCACCAUGGAAUGGAAAUGCUGUGUCCACAUGUUUAAUCCCAUAGGUAAUGAUAACUAAACCUCAUCCUGCUGCACCCGCUGAGUAACUCCUGGUGGGAGCAGGGCUUGUAGGAACCCGCUGUCAGUGCAUCCCUCUGUGGGGAGUGAGAGCAGAGCGGGGUCGGUGUGCCGGCUCACAUCCAGCUCCUGUCAGUGGGAUGGAGCAGCACAAAGCACUGCCUUGUGCCCAGUGGCCCUCACACAGAGGGGCACGUCCUCUAUGGAGGGAGGGUGCCCUACUGAAAACGUGCCCCAAAGCCUGGCGUUCCAAAUUGGAUGGGUGGCUUUGUGUUAGACAGUGGCUAUAGAAACUUUCCGAGCGGUUACUGAAAAAUAAUCUGAACAUGACAGUGGAAAUGAGAACUCGCCCAUCCCUGCCUUUCUCUGCAGGUUUUGGGGGACCCCAAACUGGGGAGACUGCGCUCCAUCCCCCGGGGGAAGGCUGGGGGGCUGCUCCCUCAUGUCCCUCCACCUGCAGCACUCGGUUUUCAUUUUCUCUCUUCUUUAUUAUUGCAUUCCUAUCCAUCCAAGGGAA
This is a messenger RNA of Meleagris gallopavo (turkey), 4035 nucleotides long. The record is from RefSeq and is a predicted model, not a curated record. Lineage: Eukaryota; Metazoa; Chordata; Aves; Galliformes; Phasianidae.